Messenger RNA from Micropterus salmoides (largemouth bass), 421 nucleotides. RefSeq names its product red-sensitive opsin-like. Gene Ontology annotation, cellular component: photoreceptor outer segment; membrane. The record is from RefSeq and is a predicted model, not a curated record. The transcript is spliced from 3 exons. Gene Ontology annotation, biological process: phototransduction; G protein-coupled receptor signaling pathway; visual perception. Lineage: Eukaryota; Metazoa; Chordata; Actinopteri; Centrarchiformes; Centrarchidae. Bases 1 to 333 code for a protein of 110 amino acids.
AUGUCUGGUGGAAGAGAGUUCCAGAGACGAGGGGCAGAGCGGCUGAAGGCUCUGAACCCCAUGGUGGUCAGACGAGCAGGAGGUUUCUGCUGGGGACCUUACACCUUUUUCGUCUGCUUUGGCACGGCUUACCCCGGGUAUCCCUUCCAUCCUCUGGCUGCCGCCAUGCCUGCAUACUUUGCCAAAAGCGCCACUAUCUGGAACCCAGUCAUCUAUAUCUUCAUGAACCGACAGUUCCGAUCAUGCAUCAUGCAGCUCUUUGGCAAAGAAGGGGAGGAUGGCUCUGAAGUAUCCACAUCAAAGACAGAGGUCUCCUCUGUGUCUCCUGCAUAGACCUCCAUGUUCUCCCUUUUGGAAAAAAACUGAGAGCCAUUGUAAUUUGUACAGCAAAUACUUGUUUCUUUUUUUUUUAGUAAAGAAG